Messenger RNA from Astyanax mexicanus (Mexican tetra), 2950 nucleotides. RefSeq names its product homeobox C6a (gene hoxc6a). Lineage: Eukaryota; Metazoa; Chordata; Actinopteri; Characiformes; Acestrorhamphidae. Gene Ontology annotation, molecular function: DNA-binding transcription factor activity, RNA polymerase II-specific; RNA polymerase II cis-regulatory region sequence-specific DNA binding. Gene Ontology annotation, biological process: anterior/posterior pattern specification; regulation of transcription by RNA polymerase II. Gene Ontology annotation, cellular component: nucleus. Bases 1794 to 2495 code for a protein of 233 amino acids. The record is from RefSeq and is a predicted model, not a curated record. The transcript has 2 exons.
AGUGUUCACAGUUAGUUAACCUUUUCGUUAUUGUCAUUCAAGUUGAAUUAAUGAUCAGAUUUACAUACCUCACUCCUGUUUAGUACUCUUUCCCUGUCAGGAAGGGGCUAAACUCUACUGUUCUGUCAAUCUAACGUCGCGCGCACCUCUUUCAGGACCACUAGUUUUGGCCCCACACUUUCCGUCAUGUGGACUGCAUUAUGGUCACUCGCUUUCCAGCACACGCUUUUUUUCAAAACAUCCGUCAUUCCACAUUUAAUGGAGAAGGAGGAUUUCGUUGCAUAAUCAUUCAACCUGCAACCACAUUUGCAUAAAUCAGGUAAUAGGUGGAAAUGUCCGCUCACAUUUCUUUCAAACGCUCGAUUUGUUUUAGUAUAAUGUGUGAGGGAUAAGAGUAACCACAAAUGCAACAUUAAUGUUAUUUAAAUAAAAUAUCUCUAUAAUUUAAUAUGCAUCUUGGUUUAACAACCAUAGUCUGGCUGUACAGUGUAAGCCUGUAAGCACAGGAUACUGUCUAUGAGAUAAACGACUCCCUGCACAGCCCCCAUACGUAAAGACGGUUAAUUACUUUUGAGCUGGAAGCCUUCAGUUGGUUCUUUGACUUUUAUGGCACCAAGGCGCGUUUGACGCAUUCUUUAGUAAGCUGUUCCCCUCACCCUCCUUCCUACUGUCCCUUUAGCAGCGAAAAGUAUCAAUACAAUACAAAUGGGAAAAGGAAAGACUCCUUCCUACGUUUCCUUUUGACAAACAAGUAUAGCCAACGCAACGAAAGUAAACGUGUAAUGCCUUUAAAUAGGCAUUCGGUAUGUCAAUUGUACAGUAGAAAAACAAAUCUUUUUUCCAAGUAAUUUUGGAACAUUUUGCUUUGAUGCAUGCAUAACGAAACUACUAAAAUACUAAAAUAAACGGGGUAUAAUGUUAUACUGUUAUAAACAGCUGACAGGUUUCAGUUUUGUCAAAAAAAAAAAACUAAAACUUUCAUGCAAUGUUUUGUAGGGUAAUGACAAAACAGAAGGUACACAAUAAAAAUAAUAGUUCGUUUUGCGUAGUGAGAAGUUAAUUGAGUAAUCCAAUGUUUUGUAUAAAAAGGCAGCAAAUACCAUUAUCUGAGAGACAUCUUGUGAAUGCUAUGCACAUUAGUCUUGCAGGUAAUUCGAUGAGGUAAAUUCUUACUCAAUUGAACGUGCAUAAAACUCAAAUAUUCCCAUAACCACACUCCCUGAAACAUGUUUGUUUACCUCCCUUUCUGGCUUUUUGGCGCAUUGAUUACAUUAAGGUAAUAGAUCAAGAGAGACAAAGACACACACAGAAAGAGAGAUGGAGAGAGAAAGAGAGAGAGAGUGAGGGAGGGAGCGAGAGGGAGAGAGAGAGAGACUGUUUUCCUUAAACAUUAUCAACUGAAACCAGUGGGAUAUGAAGCUACAAGCUCCAUAUUCACCCUGUACACAGCGCUCUCAAUUGGUGGAAAGUGGUCAGGUGACGUUGUCAUAUUGUCCUUCCUCAAGCCAAGCCUUGGCUAUAACACUUGCUUUGCGCGUCUUAACCAGAGACUAGAAAUUAAUAUUAUUGAAAUCUUGCUUGAACUUCAUUUGAAAGCGAGUUUGGAAGGCAGGAAGGAGCUGGACGCGUGGCUACGUGUGCGCGUAUAUGGGCGAAGGACACACACACAUACACACACUUAGGCGCGCAGAGAGGAAGCGUGAGAGAGAUAGACACACAGAGUGAGAUACAGAGAAAGAUAGCGAGGAAAUAAGAAAGAAGGGAGAGUUGAUGAGAGGGCAACACGCAAAGGCAUGAAUUCGUAUUUCGCGAACCCGUCGCUCUCAUGCCAUUUAUCCAGCGGUCAAGAGGUUUUACCCAACAUGCCACUGAACACUACCACCUAUGAUCCGGUCAGGCAUUUCUCGUCUUACGGCUCCACCGUGACCCAGAACCGGAUUUACGCGUCUCCUUUUUACUCCCCACAAGACAAUGUCGUGUUCGGGUCAAGCCGGGGACCUUACGAGUACGGAUCUAACGUGUUCCUUCAAGAUAAGGACGUGCUACCCAGUUGCAGGCAAACGAGCAUGGGACUCAAUGCGCAGAGCCACGUUGCUCAGGACUACAGUCUGGAACAAGCCCGGAGCGGGACGCAGGACCAAAAAGGAAACAUUCAGAUCUACCCGUGGAUGCAGCGCAUGAACUCGCACAGCGGAGUUGGGUACGGGUCAGACAGAAGGAGAGGUCGACAGAUUUACUCCCGAUACCAAACCCUGGAGCUGGAAAAGGAAUUCCACUUCAAUCGCUAUUUGACCAGACGCAGACGAAUUGAGAUUGCCAAUGCUCUUUGCUUAACAGAGCGUCAGAUCAAGAUUUGGUUCCAGAACCGGCGCAUGAAAUGGAAGAAGGAGUCCAACCUAACCUCGACUGUAACCGGCACGGAAUCGGGUGCUACUCAGGAACCCGAGAAACAGAGCAUACAGGAGAAGACAGAAGAAGUAAAAAAGAAUGACUAAUAAAAUGUAUUUUUGUUCGUUUGUUUGUUUGAACGCCUGUUAAACUGCAACGUAACUACCUAAACUCUCAGAAAUGCAAUUAUAACUGCAUGGACUGUAUAUUCUGCUAUACUACCUUUUACACCCUUAUUAUCUCCACCACUACCACACGAAUAUUCACGUGGAGAGAGAGAGAGAGAGAGCGAGAGAGAUAGAGAGUGAGAGAGACUAAAUGCAGCGUUAUACAAUUUACUAUUCUUUGUAUUUUUGGUAGCGUGGAUAUGAAAACAUGAAAAAAAAAAAAUUAAACAUCAGUAGAUGCCAUAAAUUUGUGUGAUUACCAGUCCUAUUACUAUCGUGUUUAUUUGGGCUGGAAUACAGGUACACUAAGAACGAUCUAUACACUAAUUUGAUCAGUGGGCUAUGCCUUUUUUCUCUUACUGAUGCAAAACGCAGUGCCAAUAGCAUUCCAAAUG